Molecule: messenger RNA, 2814 nt
Organism: Melanotaenia boesemani (Boeseman's rainbowfish)
Lineage: Eukaryota; Metazoa; Chordata; Actinopteri; Atheriniformes; Melanotaeniidae
Gene: shox2
Product: short stature homeobox 2
Exons: 5
Coding region: 785-1690 (301 amino acids)
Biological process (GO): regulation of transcription by RNA polymerase II
Cellular component (GO): nucleus
Molecular function (GO): DNA-binding transcription factor activity, RNA polymerase II-specific; sequence-specific double-stranded DNA binding
Source: RefSeq, a predicted model, not a curated record
GAUUUAAAGCCUUUUGUAUAAGUCGAUGCUGCUCCUCACGGCAUCCCAGCUGGUCCGCUUUCACCUCUUUACUCUCCGUGUCAUCGUUGCGUCUUAUUUUUCUCUCCCAGAUCACAGAGAUGUACUGAGGAUGGACUCCUCAUCCAUGUGCUUCCCUCUCUCUUGUCAUUUUUAGAUUUUUUAAGCCACUCCCCUGCAGAGAGAGAGACUAAGAGGGAGAGAGAAAGGGAGACCGAGAGAGAUCCAUGACCAUCUCCCGGGUGUUUAAAAAACUAACUCAGGACAAUGGCAGCGAAUGAGCGCUUAAUUAAAUUAAUUAGUCGUUCUUGUCAAUCUUGGAUUAAUGGCCAACAGCGGCGGUGCUGUUUCGUGUUCUUACUUCUUUUCUCUCUCUCUAUCUCUCUCUCUCUAUCUCUCUCUCUCUCCCUCCCAUAUCACUGAAGGGGAAGGGGGGCUCAUCCCGGCAUCCUGAGGGGAGGUAAUUUGCACGGAUCAAGGGGGCAAGGCGCCGCAAAGUAUAAAUACUGUGACUUCAAUAGAGGAUCACCAGCAGGUUUCCAACUCCGCUACCAAAGGAGGAGGAAUUGGCUGAGAAGAUAUAUCUUCGUCUAUUUUUUACCUUCAUCCACAGUUGGCUGCAUCACCUUGUAUCAUUUUCAAGGGGUCGACUUUAAAACGAGCCACACCAUUGAUGUCUUAAGCUGUCGUGGAGCAAAGGGAGAGAGUGUGAGUGAGUGUGUGGUGUGUGAUUUUUUUUUUCUCCUUAAGAGGAGAGGAAGCCGUGAUGGAAGAGCUCACCGCUUUCGUGUCUAAGUCUUUCGAUCAAAAAGUGAAGGAGAAGAAGGAAGUGAUAACCUACAGGGAGGUGUUAGAGAGCGGAGCAACGCGAGCAGGGAGCAGGGAGUCUUUAUCCGCGGAGCCGGGGAGCCGAGAGGAGGCGGCUGCUGUUACCCGGAACAUUGCUCUCUCACCGGGCAGGGAAACGGACAUGCUCGGCCCGGAAAGAAUCAGGGACGGCGGGAGCCCCAAACUUAUUGACGGCACCACGGAUGUGAAAGAAAGGAAAGAGGACUCGAAACCUAUAGAGGAUGAGACACAGACUAAAAUCAAACAGAGGAGAAGUCGGACUAACUUCACAUUAGAGCAGCUCAAUGAGCUGGAGCGACUUUUCGACGAAACCCACUACCCAGACGCCUUCAUGCGGGAGGAGCUUAGCCAGCGGCUGGGACUGUCUGAGGCCCGAGUGCAGGUUUGGUUCCAGAAUAGAAGAGCCAAAUGCAGAAAGCAGGAGAACCAGCUACAUAAAGGAGUCCUGAUUGGAGCAGCGAAUCAGUUUGAAGCUUGUCGUGUAGCGCCAUAUGUCAACGUAGGGGCUUUACGGAUGCCAUUCCAACAGGAUAGUCAUUGCAACGUGCCGCCCUUCUCCUUUCAGGUGCAGGCGCAGCUCCAGCUGGACAGCGCCGUGGCCCACGCGCAACACCACCUGCACUCUCACCUGGCAGCUCACGCGCCAUACAUGAUGUUCCCCGCGCCGCCGUUCGGGCUGCCGUUGGCGACGCUCGCGGCAGAGACUGCCUCGGCCGCCUCCGUCGUGGCCGCCGCAGCCGCGGCCAAGAACACCAGCAAGAACUCCAGCAUCGCCGACCUGAGACUGAAGGCCAAAAAGCACACGGCCGCCUUGGGACUGUGACGCCAGGGAGGCAAGAGGACACGAAGCGUGGACACUCUGAACUUGCGACUCAAAGAACACUCGACAAAAACACUUACAAAGUGAAAAAAAGAAAAAGAAGAAGAAAAAAAAAAAAAAAAAUCAACGGACAAAGUGAGAAAAAAUAUCCAUGGACGUAAUUUAUGUUUUCCUAUUGAAGAAGGACGAGUAUAAAUAUAAAAUAUAGGCUAUUUAUGAGAUAAAAGACAAGAAAAAAGACUGUGACGUGAUAGCCUAAACAGACGUGAUUUUUGGACACUAAAAGUGGCGGACGGGGUGGACAGCGAGGCUAUAAAGGGUCUUUUGCAGCCACAUGGCUAAGGAAGCCGACGGGACACCCCGAGGAGGUAUAAGAGGAGCAUGCAUCUGGGUCGAUACUUUGUUAAACAAGGCGAACCACUCUGCAGUUGUUCUAUUCUGUUUUAAUAUUUUAUUAUUAUUAUUGUUAUGAUUUAAUUUUGUUCCUAUAUAGAGGCUGGCCUCAUAAUAUUUCAAAUCCUUUUCUCUGCAAAAGGACGGAGUGGGAAUUCUUUGACAAAAUAGGGACAAAAAAAAAAACUGUAUUUCUCAAUCCUCUGUUUCUUGUCCAGUUUUUUAAAAAUUGCCUCUGCAGUGUUUGCAUGAGCUUGUGAGUGUCUGCCCACCCUUUCCCCCCUUCACCUCUCCUCUCUCUUCCUCUUUACUUCCCCUUCUCAGAGGAAGGGCAACUCUCACUUGAAUGUUUGGCCAAUCUGACCUUUCAUGGACCUCUUCUGGUAAAGGUGAAACGGGCGACUAACCAGAAAUGUGAGACUGUAAAACAUGUGCAGGCUACGCUAAACGUUUUUAAUCAUAAUCCGUUCUAGUGUCCAUAUUAGCGAGGUUAUUUACCCCCUUUUAAAGGAGGGCAACAUGCCAAUAAAUGCCAUCUUUCAUACUGAACUAAUACCAUUUAACACGAGGAUUGAAUACGAAUCGGUACGGGCACAGUGUAAGAUAUGUUCAUAUACAAGAAACACGCAUAAUUUUUAUUAUUUAGUGGCUUUAUGAAUGCCUUGUGGGGAAUUUGUUCCUUUUGUAUUUUAUUUGAUUUCCGUGUACCUAUUAAAAACCAUGUGCUUUCUGUA